Henningerozyma blattae CBS 6284 is the source of this 1482-nucleotide messenger RNA. RefSeq lists its product as uncharacterized. NCBI's taxonomy places the organism in Eukaryota, Fungi, Ascomycota, Saccharomycetes, Saccharomycetales, Saccharomycetaceae. The transcript has a single exon. The record is from RefSeq and is a predicted model, not a curated record. The coding region runs from base 1 to 1482 and encodes 493 amino acids.
AUGUCAAUAAGAGGACCUCACCGAAAUUACUUUAAAGAGAAGUUUCAGAUCUUUCUAACUACAAAACACCCUUUUCAUACUUUAAAGUAUGAAAAAGAUGCAAUUAAUAAAAAGGCAACUUGCGAUAUAAAGUAUAUUUGGAUAAAGGAUAAAAUUGAUACCAGGAAACAAAAAAAAAGUAAACCAUUUAAUGUUACUUACUCAACAAAUAAAAUUAAAUUGAUUAUAACAGAUAAUGGUUUUGAUAAUAAAGAAGAAGAACCAUGCAGAAAAAGUAAGAAAGCUAAAAGACAAAAUUUAUAUGGAAUAGGUAUUGAAAAUCCAAAAAUUUUAGGAAAUAGUAACGGAAAUAAUUCUAAGAUCACUCGAGAGGGUAAAAAUAAUUUGCAUCAACCUUCACAAAAACCAAUUAAGAGAUAUGAAGAAGCUAAAAAAGAUAUAGAAGAGGUAUUGGAUAUUGAAGAAAUUGAAAAAAACAUUUAUGGAAAAUUUGUGGAGAAUCAUAGUAUACCGUAUUCCAUUAAAAAAUUAACCGAGCUUCCAAAUUCUUUUUGGAACCUGGACAAUAUAAAUACCAAAAAGAAAAAUGGGAAAGAUCUACACAAUUCAGAUUCUCCCCAAACUGCUAUUUCAAAAUUUAUUGGGGAACUUAAUUAUUUACCUCCAGAACCCAUAAAUGAUAUAGAUAUAUUGAAUGACGUUUUAAAUUCGAAACCAAAGGAGAUGUUUUUAAGAGAACUAUACCAAGAUUUAAAAUGUAAGCAGCUUACUUAUAGCAAGAUCAUGAAACCCAAAGAUUUUACAAUCAUAACAAGUUUAAGAAAUGAAAGAUGGUAUGUAAGAAUAUUAGGUGAAUAUUGUCCUGUUCGGAUUAGACGAUAUAAAAUGAGAAAUUAUAAUGAUGCAAAUUAUUUGAUAUACAGAGAGCAGUUAUAUAUUAAGGCGUUUAAAAAACAACAAAAAGUUUGUAUUAGAAAAAUCGCAAGUUGGAAGAAGGAAUUAAAUAAAAUAGUAAAAAAUAAAAAGAUUAAAUUCGAUAAAAAAGUUGAUUCAGAAUUUCAGAAACAUAUUUUCGGAGAAAUUCAUUACGAUGAAGCAGGCUUUAACUUAUGGAAUAAGCAAAGACAACAGAAUAGGAAAAAGGAAAGCACGCUGAAGAAAAAUGAUAUUAAAAGGGGUCUAACAAUUAGAGAACGAUUCCUUCAAACAAUAAAAACAAGCAGGGUUCAAAAUGUCUUUUCUUAUAAAAAGAGCGCUCUUAAGAAAAGACUAAGAUUUACAACGGAUCUAUUUUUCAUUGAAUUUGUCAAUGAGAGCUUAAAUACAAUGUCUCCUAAAAAAAAAUACUAUAGUAAUAUAAAACUUGCCGAAAGGAAACAUAUAACAAGAAAAUGGCUAAAUCAUCAGCAAGAAUAUCAAAUGGUCAAGGAUUUGGUUAAUGAUGCUUGGGAGGAGAGAAUAGAUAAUCUAAUUUUUAAAUAA